AUGCACUCCUUCUGCAAUAAAUCUAUUCGCUGCCAGAGAUGCUCCGACCACGCUAUUACAAAGGGAUACCACUCCUGGGAUUACAUAUACCCGAAUCAUGGUACUCAAACAGACGAUAAGCCUGUUAUUUACAGGUGGGACUUACUCUACCAAACUACACGGUACGGUACGUGGCGCCGAAGACACACUUCUAUUGGUAUGCGGCAAAUUGUCGGAAGUUUUACCGGACACAAAGCUGAUGCCCAACAGUGA
Molecule: messenger RNA, 252 nt
Organism: Lodderomyces elongisporus
Lineage: Eukaryota; Fungi; Ascomycota; Pichiomycetes; Serinales; Debaryomycetaceae
Exons: 2
Coding region: 1-252 (83 amino acids)
Source: RefSeq, a predicted model, not a curated record